Echinostoma caproni is the source of this 399-nucleotide messenger RNA. The record is from the annotation of a GenBank genome assembly. NCBI's taxonomy places the organism in Eukaryota, Metazoa, Platyhelminthes, Trematoda, Plagiorchiida, Echinostomatidae.
AUGCGUUCACCUAUUGUCAGAGGUCAGUUGGGCACAAUGGUGCUCUUCUUCGGUUGUCGUCGUUUGUCUGAAGAUUAUAUUUAUGGUGAAGAAUUGGAAGAAGCUAAGCGAUCCGGUUACUUGCAGUUGUUUAUCGCCUUCUCACGUGAUUCGGAGGAUGGUUCUAAGGUGUACGUUCAGGACCGCAUUCGUGAAGCGGCUAGUGAUGUCUGGCAGUUGUUAGACCAAAAGCGCGCUCACGUUUAUGUUUGCGGCUCGGCUCAUACAAUGGCUCGUGAUGUGCACUCCUGUUUGGUCAGUGUGGUCCAAACGCACGGUUCCCUGUCGAUGAACGCCGCCGAAACAUACCUGAAUCGUCUUCGAGUUGAGGGUCGGUAUCACCUGGAUGUGUGGAGCUGA